AUGAAGGCUCUUCCACUUUGGCUUGUAACAUGCACAGCUGUUUCGAGCGCUCUUUCCAUCCACCCAGAGACAGACAAUGAAGAUGAUGCAAAGCUUGUACAGAACUAUUUGAAUAAAUUCUAUGCUGUUGACCCAGAUCCAAAUCAACUUGGAUGGAAAAUAAACGCUGAAUCCACAGAUGCAAAACUUCAGAAAAUGCAACAAUUUUUUGGUUUGAAAGUGACUGGAAAACUGGAUAAUGAGACAUUGGAAAUGAUGAAGAAACCCAGGUGUGGAGUUCCUGAUGUGGGUUUCUAUGGCUUUACUCUGCCUGGAUGGAAAAAAAACAAACUGACAUACAGAAUUGUGAACUACACACCAGAUAUGAGCAAGGAGAAUGUGGAUAAAGCAAUUGAGAAGGCAUUUAAAGUGUGGAGUGCUGUCACCCCGCUGGUUCACUCGCAUAAGGGAAUAGCAGAUAUAAUGAUUGCUUUUGGGACCAAAGUUCAUGGACAUUGCCCUCGUUAUUUUGAUGGCCCCCUUGGAGUUCUUGCUCAUGCCUUUCCACCUGGCAAUGGUUUAGGCGGUGAUGUGCACUUUGAUGAGGAUGAAGACUGGACCACAGGCUCAGCUGGGUUCAACUUGUUCCUUGUUGCUGCUCACGAGUUUGGCCAUGCCCUGGGUCUCUCCCAUUCUAAUGAUCAGAGGGCUCUCAUGUUUCCCAAUUAUGCCUACAUCAGCCCCAGUGAAUUCCCUCUUUCUCCAGAUGAUAUAAGUGCCAUUCAGUCCAUUUAUGGAUCCCUACCAAGCAACCCAGAUAAAAGGCCAGCUACCCCUACCUCACCUAAAAUCUGUGGCUCCCAGAUGUCUUUUGAUGCUAUAACUACAUUCCGACAAGAAAUCAUUUUUCUAAAGGGCAGGCACUUAUGGCGGGUAUAUCCUGAUAACUCAGAAGCUGAGAGAGAAUUAAUUUCUGCCUUCUGGCCAAAUCUGACUCCUGGUAUUGAAGCUGCAUAUGAGAACACAAAAGAUCAGAUCCUAGUUUUCAAAGGCAACAAAUUCUGGGUUAUCAGUGGAUAUCAGGUAUUGGUUGGUUAUCCAAAGAAUAUCAACACACUGGGCUUCCCUAAAGGUGUCAAGAAAGUUGAUGCAGCUGUUUGUAAUAAAAAUACAGGGAAGACAGACUUUUUCAUAGGUGACAAGUACUGGAGGUUUGAUGAAAACAGCCAGACCAUGGAGAAGGGUUAUCCUAGACUGACAGUUGCUGAAUUUCCAGGAAUUACUCAGAGGGUUGAUGCUGUUUUUCAGCAGAAAGGAUUGUUCUACUUCUUCCAUGGAUCAAAACAGUGGGAGUUUGAUCCUAUUGCUAAACAAGUUAUCAGAGAAAUGAGGAGUAACAGCUGGUUUAACUGUUAG
Molecule: messenger RNA, 1395 nt
Organism: Poecile atricapillus (Black-capped chickadee)
Lineage: Eukaryota; Metazoa; Chordata; Aves; Passeriformes; Paridae
Product: matrix metalloproteinase-27-like
Biological process (GO): extracellular matrix organization; collagen catabolic process; proteolysis
Cellular component (GO): extracellular matrix
Molecular function (GO): metalloendopeptidase activity; zinc ion binding
Source: RefSeq, a predicted model, not a curated record